Molecule: messenger RNA, 2825 nt
Organism: Macrosteles quadrilineatus (aster leafhopper)
Lineage: Eukaryota; Metazoa; Arthropoda; Insecta; Hemiptera; Cicadellidae
Product: F-box only protein 43-like
Exons: 4
Coding region: 1-1644 (547 amino acids)
Biological process (GO): regulation of mitotic nuclear division; negative regulation of meiotic nuclear division
Cellular component (GO): nucleus
Molecular function (GO): protein binding
Source: RefSeq, a predicted model, not a curated record
AUGUCAGUUUACUUCAAGCUUCUGAAGAGGAACAACCUCUCUAGCAACCGUACUCUACCUAGCACCAUAGUGAAACACGCCUUUUUCGCUGAUUCAACAUUGAAUAACAUUGAUGAUUAUAAGAUGGAAGGUGAAAACAGCAUGGAAACUCCCGGCUCGGUUAAAAGUAUUUGGAGUCCUGAUGUAUUGCAGAGGAAUCAACCUCAUAGCAGCACUCCUUAUUGGCCUCCAACAUCCAAAGAACUGGAUGACAGUGCAGGGUCGUUAAAACAAGAUAGCGGUUAUUGCUCAGCUACACCUAGAUCUGCCGACUCGGGAGGUUUUAUAAUGUUUGAUAAAUGCCGUCUUUGCAACAAAUCCUUACACCAUAGCUGUGCUCUGAGCACCCCAGAAUACAAAUGUAGUUGCAAAAGGCCAUUCAUGAGCGGUAGCUCUCCUUACGUAGAAUGUAUGGAAGCAAUUAAAGAAGUGAAAAUGUCUCCUACACCAAAACUAUCUUCUCAGGUCAGAAUGAGCAGACCUCUUGAAUUAGGAUUCGAAGACGCUAUGGAUACCUCGCUUUAUCAAGAAGAAAUGGAAGUGGAUAGUUUUUCGUCGCGAGACAACCAUCAGUGUUCUUUAGACUUACUGGAGUUGGGGGAAGAAAAAUCAAUUGAUUUUAUGGAGCCUCAUGUAUUAUCUGCCUCGCAAAGUUUAGGGAAGGAAAUACCGCCAUCAUUCUUGCCGUUAAUAUCAUCUUCAGAUCAAGUUAGUGUUGAUCCCGCUACUUUACAAAAUCAAGAAAAACAAAACUUAUGUCUAGAAGAUAAAUCCGCGCAAUUCUUUAGCACGAAUUGGUUAAGCUCUAAUCCAAGUCCUAAAUUAGAAAAUGAAGUAACUCCAACAAAAUCAAAAGAUAUAACAACAUUCAAAAAGCAGACAAAAGCUAGUUCCUUCCAAUACUCUGUUAAAAAGAUUGCCACAAUGAGUAGAGUUGUUAGGUCAUUUUAUCCAAUAAACGGUAUUGAGAGUGUAGAUUUCCUAUAUCAACUUGGCGUGAAGAAAAGUUUUCCCAAAAUUGUUAGUCAAAUAUUUGAAUACUUAUCAGAAAAGGAUUUAGAUGCUGUCAGAGUAGUUUCGAAGGCUUGGAACAAGGUGUUGAACAAUGAUAGUGCUGCCUGGAAGCGCUGGAGAGAAUAUUCCGAUACCUUGCGACUGAUGAAGGAGAACCUGUCAUCCCCGGUGAAACAGGGAGGUUCAGGAGGCAGAAACAGACCUGCUUUAACUCGACUACAGAACGUCGGUAACCAGUCUAGUCCUCCUCGACAACCCUACAGUCCUCGCCAGGUGCCUUUCAGUCCUCCAGUCAGCCCUAACAGCAACCGAUUCCAGUCUUAUCGAAAGGCGGCCAAAUCGUUGAAGAAGAAUGAACGGUUGCUACCUUGUCCCAAGUGUCGAUUUGCCUCGACAGAUCGCGGCAGUCCCGUGGCUCAGUGUCCUCGGUCCGGCUGUCGUCAUCGAUUCUGCGUCUGGUGCAACAUCGAGGUGGUGCCAGACCUGGAGCAUCACUGUCCCCCUCUCUACACUCCUCGCAGCCUCACACGAAGAAACACCAUCCACUCCGUUGGUAGCAAGAGUUCCAAGCGCAACUUGCGCCGCUUAUAGUAUAAUGCCGAAAACAUCACCGUCAGCUGUGUUCAGUAACGCCUGUUCCUUGUUUUUAUAUUUGAGAUGUUCAAGCAGUUCAGUUAAGCUCUCUUCUACUGCUUUUUGCAGUCUCUGUUAAGUUCCUACGAUGUUUUUGUAUGUUUUAUUUAAUUGUUUCAGUAGGGUUUUAGCUUUUCAUGUGUAGUAAAAUGUUCACAAGUAUGCUCAAUUUACAAACGGAUUUUGCUCCAUUAGUAUGACGUGUAAAUUCUGUAACGUUAUGUAAGCUAUGUAAAUACAUUUUUGAACAAACUUUUUUGUAAUUUAUGUUAUCUGUGAUGUAAUUAAGAUCUAGAAUAACGUGGUCUGGAAGAAUGCGUUUCAAGCUAGUUUUUACAUUAGGUAAGUUAAGCAGUUUUGAAAUGCCAAGUAAUUAACAUCUAGAAUAACAUGGCAUAAUAGCAAUUUUUUCACUAAGCAGUUUUUGAAAUGCUGGUAGAGUGAUCUUUUUUUUGAAUUGUUUACAGUCUUGCCUUAGUUUUUUUACUUGCAAACACAAUCGUAUUAAGCGUUAAAAAAAUACUGUAACUUAUGCAAUUUCUUAUUUUUUAUUUUACUUUCAAACACAAAAAUCGUAUUAACUGAUUAUAAAAAAAAAAAAACUGUAACUUUGACAAUUUCUAAUUAUUUUUACUUAAACUAAAAUAUUAGGUACGGUACGGAAUUAUAUUGAUUUUUUUUUUAUACAAAAUUAAAGUACCAGUAGUCUAGUUAAGUUUUAACCUGUUUAACACGAAUGCUUAGAAGAAAGACAUAUUACGUUUUGUUAGAGGUUUCAUAUUCCUGGACACAUUAUGCAGAAUUACGUUUAUAAUUAAUUCUUAGUUACUUGAUAGAUAUUGCAUAUUAUUACAUGUACCGUAAUUCAUAGUACAAUAAAUAGUGCAUAGUACAUAAUAUAGUCUAUAAAAAAUACAUGACAUAUUAUAUUGCACAAAACUCUACAUAACUCAAGUGUAAAAUUAAUCUAAUGUUGUUGUUACCUAUUUAAGCAAAUGUAAAUCAUAUUUUUUUAGAAUAAGAAAGUUAUGUGUUUGAGUUAAGCCUUUUGUACAAAAUAUUUUCUUGAACUCAAGAGAGAACUAAAAAUUUCCUGCGUAAGCCUAAGAGGCACUUGUAAAAAUUUACGUGGAAUUCAU